CGGUAUGUCAAAUACUCACUGGUGAUUCCUGGGAGUCCUCAGUUAUCAGACACUGUCUGAAACCAGACGCUGUGGAUGAUCAGAGUUCAUUGACAGGGAGUGACUUACUGUACUACUGGUGUAUGCCAUCGAAGGAAUGGAGGCAAACCAGUUCACAUGAGUCAUUGCCAAAGCAGUGGAUGGCCUAAGACCUGUUAUACGCAAUAGUACCUCCUAGUUUCUGCAACCUUUCUUGAGCUGAUCAGCAUGGCCUCCUCCGAUGAUACAGAAGGGUCUCUGACUCCUGUGGAUUUCAUCCAGCUGCAGCAGUACAUGGAGUACAGCACUUUGAGGGUGAAAGAUGUGAUUAAAGAGUUUCACCCUGGAGGUCGUCUGGCCCAGCACAGCUUUGGAGAGUGUGUCGACGCGGUGGGUUUCUGUCUCUUUCUCAAGACCUACCUAGAGGUGGAUGACUUCCCUGCAGAUUUCGGCCAACGCCUUUUUCGUUAUUUUCAACGUGUGGAUCAGGACGGGAACAUGAAGUGCUCACAGUCCAAAGGAGGAGUCUUUCUUCGUGACGUGUCCUGCUACUUCUCAGUGCUGGAGGAAGGACAGCCACGAGAGAAGCUUGAAUUUACUUUCAAACUUUACGACAAAGACGGCAACGGACUCCUGGACAGCUCUGAAGUGGAUCGUAUAAUCACCCAGAUGAUGCGAGCUGCUGAUUACCUGGGCUGGGACGUGACUGAGCUCAGACCAGUGCUUAAAGACAUGAUGACAGCAAUCGAUGUGGACGACAGUGGGACCGUCACCCUGGAAGAAUGGGUUAAGGGAGGCAUGAACAAUGUACCUUUACUUGUUCUGCUUGGACUAAAGAUGACAGAGAGGGACGGGCAGCAUAUUUGGAGGAUGAAGCACUUUAACAAGCCAACCUACUGCAGUGUGUGUCAGGGCAUGCUGCUCGGCCUCGGGAAGCAGGGACUCUGCUGCACCUGUUGCAAGUACACUGUCCACAGCCAGUGUGCCAACAAGAAUCCUGAAUCCUGUGCUCGUACCUUUGUCAAAUCUAAAAGGGAGAUUAGUGUAGCAGCUCAUGACUGGAUCAGAGCCGACUGUAACGCUGCCAAGUGUCAGGUCUGCCACAAGAAGAUUAAAACUUUAGUAGGGAGGCGCUGUGUGUGGUGCCAGGAGAUGCGUCAUGAGGAGUGUCUGCUCUCUGGCUUAUCAACCUGUGAGUGUGGGCCACUGAGAGAUCAUAUACUGCCUCCUUGGGCCAUAUACGCUGUCUCAAAGGAGGAGGAUACCAGCCUGUUAAAUGUUACCCCUGAUGGCCACAACCUGCAGAUUGUUCCAAUUCCAGACACCCAUCCUCUGUUGGUGUUUGUAAACCCAAAGAGUGGAGGAAAACAGGGUGAAAGAGUGCUCAGGAAGUUUCAGUACCUGCUUAACCCACGUCAGGUGUACAACCUAUCCAACGGAGGUCCCGCACCAGGGCUGCACUUCUUCCGCAGUCUGCGUGAAUACAGGAUCUUGGCGUGCGGAGGAGACGGCACAGUCGGGUGGCUCCUGGAUGCUAUAGACAAAGCGGAUCUCCAGGUACGUCCUCCAGUGGCUGUCCUGCCUCUGGGUACUGGGAAUGACCUGGCUCGCUGCCUUCGCUGGGGAGGAGGCUACGAGGGGUCCGACUUGAGAGAGAUCCUGAAGGAGAUCGAAGCCAGCGAGUUGGUUCCCAUGGACCGCUGGAGCAUCCAGGUGAUACCAGAUGACCCUCAAGAGGCAGGAGACCCCGUACCCUAUGAAAUCAUCAACAACUACUUCUCUAUUGGAGUGGAUGCCUCUAUUGCUCAUCGUUUCCACUCCAUGAGAGAGAAACACCCCCACAGGUUCAAUAGCAGAAUGAAGAACAAACUUUGGUAUUUUGAGUUUGCCACCUCUGAGACCAUCUCUGCCUCUUGCAAGAGGCUGAAGGAGUGUCUCACAAUUGAGUGCUGUGGGAGACAACUGGACCUGAGCAGCAAGUCUCUGGAAGGCAUAGCUGUCCUCAACAUACCCAGCAUGCAUGGAGGCUCCAACCUCUGGGGCGAGUCCAAGAAACCUGAUGGUGUAGCAGAGGUGGAGCACAGUGAGGUUAUCACUGACCCUGAACUUCUUAAAACAAUCUCACAGGACAUGAGCGAUAAGCGUUUAGAGGUGGUGGGGCUGGAAGGAGUCAUAGAGAUGGGACAAAUCUACACAGGACUGAAGAGCGCCGGUCACAGACUGGCACAGACCUCUCAAAUUACCAUCAGGACAAUCAAAUCCCUGCCCAUGCAGAUUGACGGGGAGCCAUGGAUGCAACCUGCUUGUACUAUCCACAUAACUCACAAGAACCAAGCUAACAUGCUCAUGGCUACACCGACCAAACCAUCCAGCUUCUUUCACCUCAAGUAGAGUAACGAUUCCACUGCAUCCUCCAGUCUGCAUAGGGUCAAAGUGGAUCACCUGAAAAUGAUGCAGGAUAAGUAUUUAAAAGAGAAUACCCAUUGCUGAGUGAGUAACUGUGUGUUUGUAUUGUUAAGUAUUAAAAUGUGUGUCCUUUGCAUGUAAUCCCUGAUAACUGUUUCAAAGUACAGACAGCUUGCACUUAAUGUAGCGACCACACUGACAGUCUGACUCAAAAGUGCAAAUUUCACCACUCAGUCUGCUCAUUGCUAUUGUGUGCCAAUAUAAAUGUAUCACAUCCAUUUUUUGUGUUUGUAAAUAAAAGAGCAGAACGCAUUCAUAUGAAUAGGGAAUAUAAAUUUACUUAUUUUACGUCGCAAUAGCUUUUUCCGUUGUUGAUCAAAUUUAAAGCUGUGUCUCGUUGAGUUUCACCUAAUGCAGCUGGCAAUGGACUGGCUUUGUGUGGGCCUUCAUAAGCUCACAGCAGCUCCUCCAACACUAUCAUACCUGUCUGUUCAGAUAUAUUUCACUGUCAGUGUUUAUCCAACUGAAAAACAAUAUAUAAUGUAUGUAUUUGUGUGUGUUUUGUUUUUGUUGUUGUUUUUUUACUCUUUCUUCAAUAGGUUUUGAUGAAACAAUGUGAGAGACACUUGAUUGAAUGUGACUGAAUGUGGUUUUAUAAAGAUUUGUUUUACACAGUUAUAACUGAGUCCUGAAAGUGCUGGCGAGUUUGGUUCUCUCCGAGAUUUACCAAGUUGCUUAUAAAAAACAGCAUUCUGUUGUAUUUAAUACAUUAAGGUGUACUGGAAAUGAGUAACACUAGCUUGAGUGUUGUUGUCCUGUAACUUUGCUGACAUAUGAUGUCUUUGAAACUUUGAAACAAGAUUUCCCCAGUGAUUGGGCUUCAGUCACAAAAUGCACAGAAGCCUUGGGAAAUCUUAUAAAAUAUUAUUGAUUAAAUGUAAUGAAAUCACACCAAAAUGUGUUGGAUCUUGAACAAAAAUAUCUAUUUUGUGAGUCAGUCUUGUGUUGACUUUUCACUGUACUUGUAUACAUGUAACACGCUUGUAUGUUCAUUUAUGGUCUUAAUAUCAAAUUGUGUAGUUGUCAUUUGCAUGUGUGUCUUGAUAAUACUGUAUUCUCAUUUUCAGCGAUCAGUCAUGCAGCAUCACACUGACUACAUAUGCUUAAGUGUCCUCAGAGUGAUUACCUGGUGAAAGGGCAGAUCAAGAAAAUAGUCAAAAUCUUGAUGCAUACUUAAAAAAUACUUAAUUACAGAUGUAUCUCUGUAUCAUGCGACUUACGCUACUUUAAGCAAAACAGAAAAAGAGGCCAUUUGCAUGUAAAAAUAUCUACAACACAAUGUUACAUAUUCCCAUGUUUAUGUAUCAUAAAGAUCUGUGUCAGCUCUCAACA
Messenger RNA from Lates calcarifer (barramundi perch), 3816 nucleotides. It is a transcript of the gene dgkab, whose product is annotated as diacylglycerol kinase, alpha b. The record is from RefSeq and is a predicted model, not a curated record. Gene Ontology annotation, molecular function: calcium ion binding; ATP-dependent diacylglycerol kinase activity. Gene Ontology annotation, cellular component: plasma membrane. The coding region runs from base 247 to 2409 and encodes 720 amino acids. The transcript is spliced from 24 exons. Lineage: Eukaryota; Metazoa; Chordata; Actinopteri; Centropomidae. Gene Ontology annotation, biological process: lipid phosphorylation; diacylglycerol metabolic process; intracellular signal transduction.